AUGGCUCUGCCCAAAUCAACACCCACAUUUACUGUGUUCCGAGGUUUUCCCGAUAAGGGGUGCUAUGUGUGGUCUCCAUUCGUCACCAAGCUCGAAGCUCGCCUGCGCUUUGGAGAGAUCUCCUAUCGUACCGAGGCGGGGUCAGUUCCGAAGGCCCCGCGAGGAAAAGUCCCAUAUGUCUCCAUCGAGCGUUCAGAUGGCUCCUCUGAAUCUUUGGGUGACUCGACCCUAAUUUCAAAGGCCCUGAUUGAAUCUGGAGAUCUGGAGGAUCUCAACAGCAACCUCUCAGCGUCUCAAAAGUUGCAAGACAUGUCCAUCGGGGCUUUGCUGGAGGACAAACUGUACUUCUAUCAGUGCCAUGAGAGAUGGGUAUUGAACUACUACGCGAUGCGAUCCAAAAUCCUUGCUGCUCUACCCUGGCCUAUCCAGGUCAUUGUAGGGAACAUUGUAUACAACAAAAACGUACGGACCAUGGAAGGUCAAGGAACCCUGAAGUUCAGCACGGCUGAGAUUGCGAGCUUCCGCCAUGAGAUCUGGGACACGCUGAACAAUUAUGUGAAAGCGACUGCUCAUGCGGAGGAUCAAGACGGCCCUUUCUGGAUCCUGGGUGGCGAUGGUCCGACCGAUGCAGAUGCCGUGCUGUUUGGCUUCAUUGCGUCUAGCCUCGUCUGCAUUGCUGCACCGGACACCAUGUCGAAAGUCAAGAGCUGCCCGGCUCUUGUGGAUUACGCACGAAGAAUCCACGACAAAUAUUUCCCAGACUACGAAAUUUGGAAGUAA
Molecule: messenger RNA, 780 nt
Organism: Penicillium canariense
Lineage: Eukaryota; Fungi; Ascomycota; Eurotiomycetes; Eurotiales; Aspergillaceae
Product: glutathione S-transferase family protein
Exons: 3
Coding region: 1-780 (259 amino acids)
Source: RefSeq, a predicted model, not a curated record